AUGAUGGCAACACACGACGCGCAGCAGGAGAACGGCCUUUAUUCGCGCGAAGACUCCGCCCGGCGAUCAGCGUCGCCUGCAAACACUCAUCAUCGCCGCGGCUACCAGGCCUGCGAUCCGUGUCGCAAGCGCAAAGUGAAAUGCGAUCUUGGAAGUGUUGACAACCCCCGCCCUCCGCCAUGCGUACGGUGCCGACGUGAGAGCAAACGCUGCGAGUUCUCCGCUACUCGUCGCAAACGCAAGCCUUCCGAUGUCGAUGGCUCCGUGGAUGAUAUCCUCCGCCGUGAUAAGCGGAUGAUGACUGGGGAUACCAAAGUCGAUGGUUCUCAGAGCGACAGGUCGCCAUCUCAUCCGCAGACGGAGCAUCCUCCUUUUGAUACAGUCAGUCGGUCACAACAAAAGUGGAUUGAUAAAUCCCCUUCGAACGGUCAUUUGCCGUUACCGGGUAAUAAUAGCCUCCCGUUUACUGCCAAUCCUCCAACUACAUCUGCGAACCAGUUCUCAGACAUACGGAAUACAAGACAUCCUGUCUACAGCGUCGGGGAGAGGGCAUCGAUCUCGAGGUUUAGCCUCGAGGGUAACCAGCCCAUGAUGAAUCGGACCGCCGUUGAGCUACUGUCGCCGGCGAUCAGCAAUAGCCACGAUGCGCUACAUCUCUUGUCUGAGGCGGCGGGACGGACAGAAGACCUUAACCGGCAAAGCCUCGAAAAUCGUUACGCCGCGACACGGCGGUCUGUCUCGUCGUUCGCCUCGCCCAUGUCCUCCAUGACGAAUGCAGGAACCCCACGAAGCGCCGGCGGUUCACUGUCACAGCAGCACAGGUCAGGAACAGCUCAUAAUGGGGGGUUUUAUCAAGGAGCUGGACUGGCUUCGGGUGAGUCACACCCAGACGCUCGCGGCCGAACGAACUCUGCGGAUCGUCCUUCGGACUCGGGCUACUUGGACGCUGUCAAGGCAUGGUCGCGAUUACGAUUCGUCCGUGCAGGUUGGCUUUCUGUCGAAGAGUCAAUGGCCUACGUAGCAUACUACUAUGAACACCUCGCUCCUUUGAGCCCUAUCGUGAUUCCAGACUUCUCACACCCCUCUACGCAUCGCUCUCUUCUCACCGACGAACCGGUAUUAGCGGUAACGAUUCUGACAACUGCGUCAAGGCAUAUGAAACCAAACGGUGACGGCGCGCACUCUCGAGCCUUCUACAUUCACGACCGCCUCUGGUCAUACCUGCGCGGAAUGAUUGAGCGCCUGUUCUGGGGCCAGGAAAAGUUCGGCGGGAACGGCAUCGGGAUCAACAAACCUCGAUCCUUCGAUUUAGCGCCCACCGCAGCCAAGAUCAGCCACAAAGGUAAUUUGCGGUCUCUGGGAACGAUCGAGGCGCUGCUGAUUCUCACGGACUGGCAUCCGCGAAAUUUGCAUUUCCCUCCUGGUGAUGAUGAGAAUGCUUUGCUUGAUCUUGACGCUCAGUCAGGCCGCUAUGAUAGGGACCUAGAAAAUGAUGUGGAGACGACCGUCAACCGGGGAUCGAGCGGUGCUCCAGAGGGCCGAGUGGCUUUCCAGACUUGGCUCGAACCAGCCUGGCGGUCAGAUCGGAUGUCGUGGAUGUUACUCAGUACUGCGCAAGCCUUAGCCUUUGAGCUGGGAGUUUUCGAUCAAAAGAACGACGCAAAGUCUUUGGGCGAGUCGCCUGCAGAGCAGACACGGAAACGCCGCCUUCGUCGCCUUAUCCUCGUAUACAUCACGCAGAGCAGUGGUCGCCUCGGCAUCCCCUCCAUGCUUCCGCUACCACAGUGGGCAGAUGAUAUCCAGCCAACUCCGGUGACAGGGUCGAAGUCUAACGAGAUUGACAAGAUGCACGAUUGUUGGCUCGGUAUCUCGAAGAUCAUGUAUCAGAGUAACCAGCUUCUGUUUGCAUCCAACGAGCAGACCUCGGAUCUGAUCCGCAGUGGGCGCUAUCGGGAGCAAAUCGAUCGUUUUCAGCCGUUUCUUCGCGAAUGGCGGCAAAAUAUUGACUCGACGGAGUUGCAUCCUGCUAUGAGACACAUCUUGAUGAUUGAAUACGAAUAUACCCGAUUGUAUGUCAAUUCUCUAGCUUUACAGGCGGUUGUGGACCGAUGGACAACCAUGUCGAAUGAGGCGGCCCAGGCACAGGGCAAACCAGGUUCGGCUUCAGGAAGUGGCGGAUCGUUCCACGUACUUAUGGAACUGUAUCGCGUCAAUGAGCCUUUUAUCCAGGAGGUCGUUGAGGCUUCACGCAAGAUCUUGACAACCGUCCUCGAGGGCCUUGUUCCGGGUGACCAUCUGAAACACGCACCUGUUCGAACCUGUUUCCGGAUUCUGUCGGGCAUGAUCUUCAUUCUCAAGACAUUCACCCUCGGCGCCAAAGAAGACGACGUGCGCGUAUCCCUUGACCUUCAAGAUCGCACUGUUGAAGCACUUCGAACAUGCGUCGUCGACGAUAUCCAUCUCAGCCACGCCAUCGCCCGCCUCCUCGAACUCCUAACCUCCAACAUUCGCACCCGCUUCCUCCGUUUCGCCCCUUUAGACCGCAGCGGCGACGGCGAUGGCCAAGAUCGCACCUCUGCUCCAACAUCCCGCGCCCACUCACCUCGACCUUUAGGCCCUCCAACCCGCCGCGAAGCUAUGAGCCACCACUCCUGGACCCCAAAUCCCUCCUCAGCCCAACCCCUCGGCUAUGCCGACACACACCCACCCACAACAACAAUGACCUCCGUCCACGACCCGCUAGCCGGCAUCCCCGCGCAACCAAUCAACUCCUCAAACAUCAACGUCAGCUUCAUGCCACCCCCACCAUCAGUCUACUACAACUUCUACGAGCCCCGCGCAACACCGCCCUCUGGCGACCUCGACGGCUCAAACGUCCCCACACACUCAGUGGGCGAGAACCACAGCCAUAACCAUGCGCAGCAGAACCCCGGCGUCUCGGAUUGGUUUGCCCUCCCGCUUGAUCAGUUCUUCAAUAGCUCUACUGCUGUCGUGGACCAGGGCCUUGGUGGCACGGGACCUAUGGUUGGGGAGUUUGAUAUGCUUGAGGUUUUGCUGAAUGAGCAGUAUGAUGGGACGGGGGAUGGGCUUGAUGCGGCUGGUGGUCCCGGAGGGAAUCUUCCGUCGCAGUUUAUGCAGUCCUGA
Aspergillus calidoustus is the source of this 3144-nucleotide messenger RNA. The record is from the annotation of a GenBank genome assembly. NCBI's taxonomy places the organism in Eukaryota, Fungi, Ascomycota, Eurotiomycetes, Eurotiales, Aspergillaceae.